Molecule: messenger RNA, 2246 nt
Organism: Cynara cardunculus var. scolymus (artichoke)
Lineage: Eukaryota; Viridiplantae; Streptophyta; Magnoliopsida; Asterales; Asteraceae
Product: solute carrier family 40 member 3, chloroplastic
Exons: 13
Coding region: 316-2061 (581 amino acids)
Biological process (GO): iron ion transmembrane transport
Cellular component (GO): membrane
Molecular function (GO): iron ion transmembrane transporter activity
Source: RefSeq, a predicted model, not a curated record
ACGGCACGUCAUUUCUUCAAGAUUUUGGCUGCUCCCUUGCGUAAUCCGCCAUUCUACUUCCAAUCCCCACAAAUUCGGUCCUCAGAACAAGAUAAGAUUGAUUGGGACAUUCGCUAAUUUCAACCCCUGAAACCCCAAUUCUAUGGACUGCAAAUUUGUUGUUUCAGUUCCUCCAUGAUAACUUCAUCGCCGGAACUUGCCACAAGUCGGAAAUUUUCAUCAGUUGAGCUGCAUGAGUAGUCAAGUGAUUCCAUUGAGAAGGGAGAUUACGAGCUGCUUCAAGGCGGAAGCAGUGUAUUUUGAGUCGAAUCAAUCAUGGCUGUGGUUUUUGUUUCUCCAACGAAAAUGUUAUCGUCUUUGUCUCGUCGUCAAUACGAUUCUUAUAGAUAUUCUUCUACUACUAAAUUACAUGCUUCUCCUCGAAGUUUGAUCCCUCGUUUUCCUAAUUUAAGGCUGAACAAUCUCUAUACAAGAUGUUCUAUUACAAAUACCGAAGUCUUCAACGACAUUAUCACAGAAGAAGUUUGUCAUGAUUCUUCAUCUGAUGCAUCAAAUUGUUCGGUUCCCAUUCUCCAUCUUAAUGCUGAAAUUCAUGAUACUGAAUCAGCGAACUUACUGGUGGAGGGCACUUUUGUAGACAUGAUCUUGACAACAUUGCCGAUUCUUUCAGAGGAGGAGCAGGACGUCAUUGCUGCAAUGCCUGCUCAUCCAGCAGGAUUAUACGCAUUAUAUGCUAGUUGCCUAGCUGGGAACUUGGUGGAACAGCUAUGGAAUUUCGCUUGGCCUGCUGCUAUUGCAUUGCUUCAUCCAAGCCUUCUUCCAGUUGCGGUCAUGGGUUUCUGCACCAAGGUUGCUAUUAUUGCUGGAGGCCCAUUAGUUGGCAAACUUAUGGAUCUAUUUCCCCGUGUACCUGCAUAUAAUUUUUUGACCACUGUCCAGGCAGCUGCUCAACUGUUAUCAGCUGCGAUGAUAAUUCAAGCACAUAUGGCACAUGCCUCACUCGAAACCUCUGUACUCAUGCGUCCUUGGUUUAUCAUAUUAGUAGUAGCUGGGGCUGUUGAGAGGCUAUCUGGACUAGCUCUCGGGGUUGCAGUGGAACGUGAUUGGGUUGUUCUGUUAGCAGGAUCCAAUCGGCCAAUUGCUCUUGCUCAAGCGAAUGCUACUCUGAGUCGUAUUGAUCUCCUCUGUGAGAUUGCUGGAGCAUCUUUGUUUGGCAUUCUUUUAUCUAAAUACGAAACAGUAACGUGCUUGAAGCUUGCUGUUGCUUUGAUGAUGUGGUCAUUGCCUGUUGUGAUUGGUCUCACGUGGUUAACCAACAAGCUUUCGUCUGGUGUUCUUGACCGUGCUAAAUGCCCGCAAACAUGCUGCAGAACUUUCUCCGCAGGACCUGUGCCACAUGUUGAUAAUUUAGUGGAUGUCAGUAUAAAUGCUAUUAAAAAUGGAUGGGAUGAAUACAUGAAGCAGCCUGUUCUUCCCGCUAGCUUAGCCUAUGUACUUCUUUGCUUCAAUGUUGUUCUGGCCCCAGGUGGUUUAAUGACGGCAUUUCUAACACAACAUGGUUUAAGUCCAUCUUUAAUUGGAGGCUUCAGUUGCUUAUGUGCUUUGAUGGGUGUUGGAGCAACAUUCAUGUCUGCUCAAAUGGUCAAGAAACUUGGCAUUUUAAAGGCUGGGGCAGCUGGACUCAUAUUGCAAGCCUCACUUCUUACAAUGGCGGUUGCUGUGUAUUGGAGUGGAGCUCUUUCGCAGCAUACUGCACUUUUAUUCUUUCUUGGUUUUAUUGUGUUAUCAAGAUUGGGAAACAUGUCUUAUGAUGUGGUUGGAGCCCAGAUUCUACAAACUGGAAUCCCGCCUUCGAAAGCAAAUCUUAUCGGGGCAACAGAGGUUUCCAUUGCCAGUUUAGCAGAAUCAAUAAUCUUGGGUGUCGUUAUAAUUGCAAACGACAUUUCACAUUUUGGAUUCUUGGCGAUGCUUUCCCUUCUAUCGGUGGUGGGUGCAGCGUGGCUGUUCUGCCGAUGGUUAGCCAAUCCUACCGAUGUACAAAGAAGUCUUUUCUCUUUCUAACCCCCAAAAAUCUUUAUUCCACUGUAAGUAUUCCCAUUUUGGUAUUCUCAGUUUAGUUCAAAAAUCAUGAAAAAUAAGUUAAUAGUUUUUGGGGUUUAUAGAGUGAAAUCUUAGCAUAUGGUAGAUUAGAAGUUCUAUAAUAGAUCUAUUACUUGCUUUUGUUAAGAGUAUUUGUUGAGCACUAA